AUGCCGAGGCCGUCAAAUCCGUCUGCGAACCUGGACGUCUCGGCCUCGGCGCUGUCGCCGCUGCAUCGCCUGCCCGUCAACCCCCGCCGCAAGAAAGUCGCCCCCGACGAGCGUAAACGUGUGGCUACCGCUUGCAACAGCUGCAAUGUCCGCCGCAUCAAAUGCAGCGGCGACCGGCCGUGCCGUCAAUGCACGAGCGCCCAGCGCGACUGCCUGUACCCUGAGCCGGUCGAGCGGGUGACGAUCCCACGGGCGGAGCUAGACUCGCUGCGACGCCGGUGUGCCUCACUUGAACGGCAGCUUGCCACCACAGAACGGAGCGAUCACCAACCGGACCGGCAGGCGCAGCCGGCUGGUUCACCCCCCGUGUCGUCCCGGGCCGAAACCGUCGAUUCGCUGUCCCCGAAUGGCGACGCCCAGUUUCUCAUGCGAGGCGGCAUAGAUGGCCGUAUGCUUGCCGACCCGGCCGGCACCUCCCGGUACCUUGGCGAGACCUCGGGCGCGACCUUCCUGGAUACCCUCAAAGAGUUAAUCACCACGGCUCAGCCAUUGGCCCAGGUCCUCGACGGUGACCCGACGGACCCGUCUGCUGGCACGGCCUUUCUCGCGUCUCUUGGACAGUACCAAACCCACGAUUCACGCCCGAUGGAGCUGCCAGAGGACCCCGACCCAUUACUCCUGCCCACCAAGUCCGAGAUGGUCGAUGCCCUUUCGCAAGUUUAUUACUUUAUUCAGGACAACCGUGGCACGUUCCCAAGUGGCGGGAUCAUGUUUUGGCCGUUCGAAGACGUCGAGCGUGUUCUCUCGUUGGCUGCCAUUCCAAGUGUCCCAGCCCCGGAUGGGUCGAGGGCUCGGCCGGGGCCUCAUCACCGCCCGCUGGCAUUAUAUCAUGUCGCUUUUGCCAUGACCUGCAUGCUGAACAUCAAGGAGCCCGGCUCUGCGGCCGACGGUCAGUUGGGCGAGGCUUUCUUUGCCCGGGCUCGGUCGCUUUUGGGGAACUUGCUGGACCGGACCACCUACACAGUCAGCGACGUGGCCGUCCUUGCGCUUAUCGGUCUGUACCUCAUCGAGAAUAACCGUCGAGACGCAGCCUACAUGGCCAUCAGCAACGCCAUGACCAUUAGUGUCAUGCAUGGGUUACACAAGGGCGGCUUCGGUGGCGAAGUUGGCGUGAGGACCUUUUGGACGGUUUACGUCUUGGACAGGUGGCUAGGGUGUGUUAUGGGACGACCACCAACAACACCGGACGACGCCAUUACGUUGCCACUGCCACGGGAAUCACCUAGCUACCGCGAGGCUGGGUUGCCCGACCUGUUGUCCAAGGCAACCGUCCGCGUCGGGAAGGCGCUUGCUAUGCUCCGCAAAUGGCGCGAGAACUUACCAGCGGUUCUCCAGCUCCCAGCGGACCCUCUAACUCUCACGCCGGUUGACCUAUUCACACAAGCUACCUCAUUUGGGCAAGGGCCGGAAGGUCUCAACGGCGCUCAAAGCUUUGGCGAGGACCGGGCUUGCUGGGCCCUUCACAUGAGUUACAACCAACUUGUUAUCCUCGCAGUCCGGCCGGCAAUGCUCACGGCCGCGUGGAAAGCCGUUGCCAGCAUUGUCUGCAUCGAUCAGACCUUUGACAUCGAAUCCAUGCACACACGCAUGACCGACCCGAUCCGCGCAUGCAGCGAUGCGGCUCGACGCAAUCUGCGACUCGGAAGACUCAUGUGGCUACACAGCCCGCGGCAAAAGCUGAUGCUCGGCGACCUGCACAACAUCUUCAACGCUGCCGUGGUCCUCACCAUGCACCAAAUCGUCUUUGUCAACCUACGGACACAAGAUCGGGACGAUGUCGCCUGGGCCGGUGAAGUGUUCGAAUCGGAAGCUCUCACAGGCCGCGAAUACGCCCGGGAUUGUUCCCGUGUACUGCGCGACCUGAAGUACCUCGCGCAUCAACUCCGCAACCCCAUCCACGACCCAGCCACCAAACGGGCACUCCUGGCCGGCGACGGGAUGCUCCGCGAGCUGCUACCGGAAGAAGCAUGCGGCGCGUCGGAGAGAAUGGAAGAAAACGGCGGGCACGAGAGGUCAAACGACGGGGACAACACGACUGGCUAUCAACACCGAAGCCAAGCACAUGGGCAGCAUCCAGGAAUCCUCCACCAGCGGGUGAGCGCUAUGUACCAAACGCUGUCAUGCUGGUGGAACACGGACUACGUGGAAAUCUACAACAGCUAUCUUUCCUAA
Dichotomopilus funicola is the source of this 2232-nucleotide messenger RNA. RefSeq lists its product as uncharacterized. Bases 1 to 2232 code for a protein of 743 amino acids. The record is from RefSeq and is a predicted model, not a curated record. Lineage: Eukaryota; Fungi; Ascomycota; Sordariomycetes; Sordariales; Chaetomiaceae. Gene Ontology annotation, cellular component: nucleus. Gene Ontology annotation, biological process: positive regulation of transcription from RNA polymerase II promoter by galactose; DNA-templated transcription. The transcript is spliced from 5 exons. Gene Ontology annotation, molecular function: zinc ion binding; DNA-binding transcription factor activity, RNA polymerase II-specific; RNA polymerase II cis-regulatory region sequence-specific DNA binding.